CUGAAUUAAGGGUCAUGGAUACCGCGAGACUCCUCACUGGCGUUACACUAUUUUGUUUGACACGUGAGGUAAUUUUGGUAUUUUAGCGAUGUAAAUUGCCUUCUGUGUAUUGUUAUUCAGCAUUUACCAACGAGAUUAUAGAAUGGAUAUCAUUAAAACUAAUCUAAACAACAUCACAGACGACACUUUCAAGAUAUCUGCAGGAAAAGCUGAAACUCUGAGUUUACUACCUGACAGCGUAAAUCUAGUUAUCGUUAGCAAGUUACCUAUACCGAAACUUAUUCGUGUAAACUUACCUCAUCGAUCAAAAGACACAUCAGUCUGUUUGAUAGUUAAAGACAAUCAUAAAGAUAAUUAUGAAAAAAGUACAGAAUCAUGGAAACGGCGUUGGAAUAUGGAUUUAAAAAAGUCUCAACAGUCUCAUACUGAUACACCAUCAGUGACAUUCUUACCAUUGCGUGAACUGAAGAUAGCUUACCAAACCUUUGCUGCCAAACGUCGGUUGGCUGCAAGUUUUGAUAUAUUUCUUGCUGACAGACGUAUUGUUCAUCGCUUACAAAAUAAGCUAGGUAAAGCAUUCUAUCAAGAAGUCACUGGAAAAUUUCCCAUCCCAACGUCAUUUUCAAACAACAAUCUUGUAGAUGUUGUUAAAAAGGAGAUACACACAUCAUUGUUUGUUAUUCGAGGGCGUGGUACGACAGACAGUCUCAUUAUUGGUGAUGUAAGCUUUUCAUCGUCUGAGUUGAAGGAGAAUGUAAUCUCAGUUUGUGAAAAAAUCCUUACAAAAUGGCCAGGUGGUGGUUUAGCAAAUAUUCGUUCUAUGUAUAUCCAAAGUCCAAAUCUUUCCAUUCCUUUGUAUUUCGAUGAAACAGAAGCUUCUUUAACUGCUAUAAGUGAAAAGUUAUCAAAUCUGUCUAAAUCUGUACAUCGAAAGUCUUGUGCUCUUAUUAAAACAUUAAGAGAAGAAAAUCAUCAAGAUUUACCUAUUGUCAUUAAAUCUGAUAAGCCGAAAAAAUCAUUUAAAAGCUUACCAAAAAAGCUUAUUAAAGAAAUUGAAGAAGAUCUUCCAUUAACAUCAGAUGAAAUUAAUACAAUUCUUGGGAAAAGAAAAGCCGGAGAAACUAGCCUUGUAAAAACAAAGUCGAAAAAGUUGAAGAGGAAGACUCCUGUUUCUGUUAAAAUAUAGUUGGCUUGUUAGUGUAUCCGCAUGUUUUUUCUUUUUUUUUUUACUGUUUAUUAUAUUUUAAAAGGCACUACUUGCGUAUUAUUAAGAAGACAGUUGCAGCGA
Molecule: messenger RNA, 1288 nt
Organism: Trichobilharzia regenti
Lineage: Eukaryota; Metazoa; Platyhelminthes; Trematoda; Strigeidida; Schistosomatidae
Source: the annotation of a GenBank genome assembly